Notolabrus celidotus (New Zealand spotty) is the source of this 4247-nucleotide messenger RNA. It is a transcript of the gene rbm20, whose product is annotated as RNA binding motif protein 20. Gene Ontology annotation, molecular function: mRNA binding; zinc ion binding. Bases 1 to 3405 code for a protein of 1134 amino acids. The record is from RefSeq and is a predicted model, not a curated record. Gene Ontology annotation, biological process: regulation of RNA splicing. Gene Ontology annotation, cellular component: nucleus. Lineage: Eukaryota; Metazoa; Chordata; Actinopteri; Labriformes; Labridae. The transcript has 15 exons.
AUGCUUACUCGUAUCCCUGAUAACCAGCUCCAUGGCUCGCUGAUCUUUAAAAACCCAGAGCAGGAAACCCCGUCCAGCUUCGGACUGGGCACAGAGGCGACGUGGGGACGAGGUCGCCUCCAGACAUCAAGCAUCGGAGUGGUCCAAGUGGACAACACUGAUAAGAAGGGCCUCCAGGCACGGGGUCAGCUCCCGGCCAGUGGGGAAACCGGGCCUCAGCAGCAGAACCAGCAGCUUUUCCUGACCCCCGCCAGCCUCCAACUUGCUCAGCUGCAGGCCCAGCUCACACUCCAUCGCCUUAAACUAGCUCAGGGAGGCAAUACAGCCACUGCUGCCUCCGCUCUUAAUCAGGUUCUUUCUAAUGUCGCCAUGUCCCAUCCCUUGUUCAAUCAGCUACGGACUUCAACUUUAGUUGGGAACCCUCAGGGUGUGCUUCCUACAGGGAUGCUUGGUUUCCCAUCAUCAAAUUCAACCUUAGGGGCCUUGGUGGGAGGGGGGUUGAAUCAAAACCCUGCAAAUUUGAGACUAAACCACCCUGGUGGAGGGGUCCAGCAGGAUGUGGAGUAUGGUAAAAAACCAGUGUCAGCUUAUCCCUCUGAUACUGACAGACGUCUUCAGUUCAGUGUAGCUGGAGGUACAUCCACAGCACCAGCUCCUGCCAGUGAUGGACAGUACUCCAUGAUUAACACUCUGGCAAACAACAUGAAUAAUGUUGGCUUUCAGAGGGAUAUGUACGGGCAUGAUAUGCUGGGGCAACAAGCUGGGUUUAGUGUCGGUGAGCACAACACUAAUCUUUAUAACCCCACUGGGCGUAAGGAGCAGUGGAAAGGCCCCACUCACCUGAGUCACAGCGGGAAGGUGGACAUGGUUUCUAACGCUGGCAGUGUGUGGACGCCAGCUGGGCAGUCAAUGCCGUCCAGAACAGAACUGUACAACCCAGAGGAGCCAACCCCGGACCCCAAGUUCAAUCCCACCAGUGGGGUGUCCUCUUUGGGCUCCAGUAGCACCCAAGGGUUCGGAGGCUACCAGCCAAUGCAUGGCAGUGAGGAAACGCUAUCUUCGGGAACGAGGACACUUCAACCUUACCAAGUCAAUGAUUACCACGCAGUUACACCCACUCAGCUUCCACAUCAGUGCAGCAUCUGUGACAAGAAGGUCUAUAACCUCAAGGACUGGGACCAGCACGUGAAGGGAAAACUACACCUGCAGAAUCGAACAUUGUACACAAACGAAAGCUCUGCAGUUGUAUCCGCUGGAGCUGUUCACUACUCUCUUGGCAGGCCUUUGGAUGGCGGUGUAAGCACCAGAGGCACAAACUCCAUGGUAUACUCCGGUACGAGUCAAGAUGUAUCAGGAGCUAAUUCAUCAUUCUUGCCAGCUGCAGCCAUGAAGACCUAUCCCAUGACAGACCCAGGAUUUGCCUCGCAGCAGCCAGAGUCAAAGCCGUUUCCACCCAGAAAGGCCACACCAGGUCGAGUCAUUCACAUCUGCAACCUCCCGGAAGGUAGCUGCACUGAAAAUGAUGUCAUCAACCUGGGACUACCUUUUGGCAAAGUCACCAACUACAUCCUCAUGCGCUCGACCCAUCAGGCAUUUCUAGAGAUGGCGUAUGUUGAAGCAGCUCAGGCCAUGGUUCAAUACUACCAACUUACUCCAGCUACGAUUAACAAUCAGAAACUUCUUAUACGAAUGUCUAAGAGGUACAAGGAGCUGCAGCUCAAGAAACCGGGUAAGGAUGUUCAGUCGAUCAUCCUGGAUAUCAGCACUCAGCGAGACAGAGAUGAGAUGCAAGAACUUGAACAGUACAUGCCAGAGAGGGCUCGCUCUCGCAGCCCUAUCAGCCGAUCCCUCAGCCCUCACUCCCACAGCCCCAGUUUUACUUCAUGCAGCUCAGCUCAUAGCCCCCAGGCGGCACAAUGCCGGGGUCCAGAGAGGGGCAGCAACGGCUUGGGUCCCCGCAGAGGCUCUUGGGAUUGGUCAUCACAGUUAAGAAGGGCUGAGGAUGAAAGGGAGAGAGACGACCCAUGGAGGAAUGGAGGCAACAUGGAUGAUGAUCGGUCUAAUGGACGGGCAGCCGAGCGUUGGAAGGCUUACCAGAAACCUGUCGAUCACAUGAGCUCGAGAUUGACGGAUGAGCGUGGGGGAGCGGAAGGAAUGAGGGGCAACAGGGACAGACACCCCAGAGGAAGCCCUCAAGGCAUGGCUUUCAACUCUUACAGGAACAUGGAGGAUGACUUCUACGUGAAGGAGCAAAUGUACAAAUCAGACAAGCUGCCCAGACCGCUGUAUCAAAAGCACGAUCCAAAGCCAAAGAGAAGGGACGGGAACGACUACCACAGCAGAUCGAGGCACUCUGAGUUUGAGAUGACUGAGGAGCCGCUUCGUAGGACGCAGGAUGACAAGAGGCCGAGUUCACCGGGCAGGGGCAGGAGCAAGAAGUCAAGCAGGAGGAUCACCUCUGCAGAUAGAUAUGAGAAAGAAAAUGUAACUGACAACACUGAUCGCCAGUCAAAAAGAAAAUCUAUCUCGCCUCUGAAGAGCAACGAUGCAAAAGAGGCUGCCGACUGUAGUAAAGAUCCAGAUACUGUGAAGGAGUGUGAAAGUGAAGAUGACGCUGAUGAAGAAUGUUGGUAUCCCAACAACAUGGAGGAGCUGGUCACUGUAGAUGAAGUGGGAGGAGAAGAUGACUCCAUUGUUGAGCCAGACCUUCCUGAGUUGGAGAAGUUUGGGUCCUCCCUCAAGGAGUCUAGAGAGGAUGAAGCAGUGGUGGAGCAUGUAUUAACACCGACCUCCUCCCCCCUGGAGGUCCAGGAGACGUCUACCGAGGAACAGUCCCGUACAGAAGCUGGAGGCCCGACAGAAACAAACUCAGGGAAUAUUUUAACCGCGAGCAGUCCUGAAGACCCAAAACUCAGUCCUGUGACUCCUGAGCCAACAAAAAAUAAUCUUAGUGACUUUCCCAGUGAGGAGUUCAAGGCUGCUUUGGAGGAGACGUGUUUAGAGGAUCACGACACUAAAAGUUUGUCACCAGAAGAGCAGAUGGAGAAUCGUAUUCAUAUAACAAAGGACAGCAGCGUGGCGGAAAUAGGACAGGAAGCUGAAACAGUCAUUAAUGACGUGCAACAGAGAGAUGAGAGUCUUAAAAAAGAGGUUGAAGCCCUUUCACCUUCUCAAGAGCAAGACAAAGCUGUCAGUGAACACAGCAUCCCUUUGGGAGUGGAGUUUAUCGUGCCGAGGACAGGCUUCUUCUGUAAACUUUGUGGAUUUUUCUACACCAGUGAAGAGACUGCAAAGAGCAACCACUGCCGCAGUACUGUACACUACAGAAACCUACAGAAAUACUUGUCGCAGCUCGCAGAAGUAAGCCUGGCAGGCGCACUCCCUGACCCCUCAGCCGCUCAGUGACAUCCGCCUGACGUCUCAAACCUCGUACGGCAGAGAGCAGCGGGGGGGCACGAAUGUGUGCUAUGAAUGCAAGACUGUUGUCAACUUCAGCAAAGAUAAUGUGACACAUGGAGGCUGGGGAAUGUGGAAAGUUGCACUGGGUUUAAUAAUUGGGCUGCUCGGAUGAGUCCAUGUCCGUGCUGUUGAUGCUCUCUAUAUUGUACAUAACAAAAGUGUACUGUUUAGUGAGGCAACUAUAUUUAAGUACAGCUUUUUCUUACAUUUGAUUUUAAUCUAUAGUGUGUAAUAAAGUGUAUUUGUUGUUCUUGGAAUUAAUUGUAUUGUGAUGAAGUCUCAUAACUAACAGGAAACAGCUUUACAGUGUAGACAUGUGUCCAUUUUUGAGUUUAAAUCAAAGACACUCAUCCCAGCAAGUGAUACAUUAUUAAUUUACAAUUGUAAAAUGACUUGAACUAUGUGCCAAGGAAUGUUUUACUCAGUGAAAGAGCUGAGACAGACUCAGGUAAGAUGUAUUUGUUGAAGAGAUUUUAAUGUUUAGCUCAUUAAAAAACAUUUACAUUGUUAUUUAUAUCUGUAUAGGCUCCUGCUGCACAAUAUCUGUCCGGUAAAAUGCAAAUAAUCUGGAUCGAUAACACAAAUGUGCAAAAAUAUUUGUCAGUAAGCUCUGAUUUGAUCUCAGUCCAUAACUUAUAAUGCCUUAAGUAUUGAAAACCUUUAUCUGGACCAUGUAUUUAAGUAAUCAGAGUUAACCAGGUAUCAGUGAUUUAUUCAGAACCAUUGUCCACCCUGACUGUUUUUGUAUACUGUGAAUUGAAUACUGCGGCAUCAGUGAUAUUGUUUUA